This is a messenger RNA of Gracilinanus agilis (Agile Gracile Mouse Opossum), 803 nucleotides long. It is a transcript of the gene ZMAT5, whose product is annotated as zinc finger matrin-type 5. The transcript is spliced from 6 exons. Gene Ontology annotation, cellular component: U12-type spliceosomal complex. Bases 185 to 691 code for a protein of 168 amino acids. The record is from RefSeq and is a predicted model, not a curated record. Gene Ontology annotation, molecular function: zinc ion binding. NCBI's taxonomy places the organism in Eukaryota, Metazoa, Chordata, Mammalia, Didelphimorphia, Didelphidae.
GGGAGAGUUGAUUGUCCCCUUUCCCCCUCUUAGGAGGCACUUGGGCUCGUCUUUGCUGGUCCUGAGCAGGGACUUGGGGCAAACCAUCGCGCCAGAGAGGGGCGCACUCCUAGGUCUUUCUCAGGAACCGAAAGAAGCCAGAGUGCCCACUGGGACGCGGGGGAGAGCCUGAGCAGCCUCCCCCAUGGGGAAGAGAUACUUCUGCGAUUAUUGUGAUCGAUCCUUCCAAGACAACCUGCACAAUCGGAAGAAGCAUCUGAACGGAGUCCAGCAUCUGAGAGCCAAGAAGGUCUGGUACGACCUCUUCCGAGAUGCUGCAGCCAUUCUGGUGGAGGAACAGAACAAAAGGCCCUGCCGGAAGUUUCUGGAGACGGGUCAGUGUGACUUUGACUCCAACUGUCGAUUCUCGCACAUGACGUCGGGGGACCUCGAGCUCCUGGCCGCCCAGGUCCACGAGGAGAGGCUGUCCAGGGAGCAGGACGUCGUGGAGGUGCCUGAGGGGGGCAUCGAAGACUGGCUGGAGAAGCGGGCCAAGCAGCGGAGCUCUGCCCAGAGCAGCAGCACGCUGUCAGCCAAGCCCGUGGUGUUCCAGUACCCACCGGGGUGGCCGCCCCUCCAGGAUCUGCCUCCGUCCCUGCGGGCCCCGCCGCCUGGGGGCUGGCCGCAGCAGCCCAAUGUCCAGUGGGGCUGAGGAGGCUCCCCCUGCCCCCGACACAGAAGCUCUUCUAGACAUCUGGGGACGCGGCAGGGAUCCACCCUAGUUUCUAGAUUGAAAUAAAAGGUGCCAGCCUGGCAGUGAGACA